ACUGCAAGGCUGGAGCAACGUGCAGUCGGCGUGCAAAAUAUUCCGGCUUACUUCACACUGACGAACAUUAACGCUUGGUUUUUGAUAAUUUCAAGUUGAUAGUAUUAUAUUGCACAAGGGGAGCGUUUAGUGUUUACUUCAAGAUACUCAGUAGCUUGAACGGCGUUGCACUGACACAGUGACAGGCGUCAAGCAUUGACAUUUACUUCGACUGACUGAUUAUAAAAUUUGUCAAUUAUGGAAAGUGAAGGCAGCAAGGAGGAGCCAGAAAGGAUGGAGACUGCAGAAGACCAGUCUGAGUCUGAUGAAUCAAGUGAUGAAGACGAUGAGCUGCAGCAGCAAAUCACAGAACUCCGGUCGGAGGUGGAUAAAAAUCCCUAUUACUAUGAUGGUCAUGUGAAGUUGAUUAAAGUCUUAAAACAGUGUGGGGAACUGAAGCAAUUACGAGAAGCCCGUAAAGUUAUGAGUGAACUUUUUCCACUGACAGAAGAGAUUUGGACUGAUUGGUUACAAGAUGAAAUUCCACUGAUCUCAAGUGAUGAAGAAAGAGUUAUGGUAACCAAGUUGUUUGACAAAGCUGUACAGGAUUAUCUUUCUAUUCCUCUGUGGCUGGAGUAUGUUCAGUUUUCCAUUGGAGAAAUGGCCAAAGAAGGAGGCAUAGACCAUAUAAGAAGCACAUUUGAAAGAGCUAUUACUGCAGGUGGACUUCAUAUGACAAAAGGGGCAAGUCUCUGGGAGGCUUACAGAGAAUUUGAAAACGCUAUUCUGAGUGGAUUACAGCCAAGUAUUGGCAGCAUACCAUCACCAGAGCAGCAGUCCCAAAUUGAAGAACAAAUCAAUCGUAUUAGCACCCUGUUCAAGCGUCAGCUGGCUGUACCACUUAUGGAUAUGGAAGAUACAUAUGAGGAAUAUCAACAGUGGGUCUCUGAUGACAUUGAUGUCCAGACACAAAAGGCAUAUGAGAAAGCUGUGGCAAAGCUGAAAGUUUUAAAGCCAUAUGAAGAGGCAUUGUUAGCAGCAGACAUCCCAAGGCUGGCAGAGUACCAGAGUUACAUUGACUUUGAGGUGACACAGUCCGACCCAAGUCGUAUCCAGUGUCUAUUUGAAAGGGCCAUUCAAGAAAACUGCCUGGUCCCAGACCUCUGGGUUCAGUACACUAAGUAUUUGGACAUGGAUUUGAAGAUCCCAUCCCUAGCUUUAGAAGUGUAUGAAAGAGGUGUGAGAAACUGCCCAUGGUGUGUUGAAUUGUGGACUGGCUACCUACGGGCUUUAGAAAGAGCAGAGAGACCACAAGAAACUAUAAAAGGGUGCCUGAAUAAGGCAUUGUCUGUGGGCUUCACUCAAGCAUCAGACUAUCUCCAGCUGUAUACAGCCUAUUGUGAUUAUCUGAGAAGGAAAAUAAAAUGGGAAGAAGGGAAUAUACAGAAUGUAGAAGAAUUCAGAAAUGAAUGUGAAAAAGCCAUAGAUUAUUUAUACACAGCCUUUGGUAAUGAUGGUGACCCCCUCUGUACUCUUCAGCAAUACUGGGCAAGAAUAGAGGCAAAACAAUGCAAGAACAUGGCUAAGGCUAGAGAGCUGUGGAAUCAGGUGAUGACUGCUGGCUUUGGAAACCAAGCACAAAUGUGGAUGGAAUAUUUCAAUUUAGAAAGAGCACAUGGUGACAACAAGCAUUGCAGGAAGUUAUUACAGCAAGCUGUGAACUCUGUGAAUGACUGGCCUGAGACAAUGUGUGAAACCUACAUUAACUUCGAGAGAGAAGAAGGUACCCUAUCUCAAUAUGAUAUUGCAGUGACAAAGUGCACAGCACAGCUGAACAGAGUGAAGGAAAGAAGAGCAAAGGCAGCAGAAAAGAAAGCAUUUGAAGAUACAAAAAAGGACAGAAUGGAGAAAAAGCCAGGGAAAAGGCCAGAACACAAACCACAGAAACCAAGAGGGGGCCCGAAACAGCAGGAACAGCAACAGAACUUCCAACCUAUUCCAACGGUGCUAGACAAAAAGGAACCAAAGAGACCCAUUGGACAGAAAACAACAGAGAAAGCCACCCCAUCCCUUCCAUCCAAAGAACCCACACCUAAUGUGUUCAAAACUCCACCUCCUCCCGGGUACAAGCCCAGACAGACAGAAGUUGAGGAGCCACCCUCGAAAAGGAUGAAAACAUUGGAAAAGACUGAAUCUCAGAUUUCUCAAGAUGUGACUGAGCAUGGUGCCAAUGAAAGAACAGUCUUUCUUAGUAACUUGGCAUAUUCUGUGGAAGAGGAUAAAAUCAAAGGCAUAUUUAGUGAGUGUGGUGAAAUAGUUGAUGUCCGCCUCAUCAAGAACUUCAAGGGUCUUUCCAAGGGCUAUGGCUACAUAGAAUUCAAGACGUCCAGGUCAGCAGAAAAUGCCCUAAAAAAGGACCGACUAUCUGUGGAAGGGAGGCCUGUAUUUGUAUCUCCUUGUAUGGAUAAAGACCACAAAACUAAACAAUUCAAGUUUUCAUCCAGUAUGGAAAAGAACAAAUUAUUUGUGAAAGGAUUACCAUUUUCUGUGACGGAGGAAGCAUUACGCACCAUCUUUGGCCAACAUGGCAAAUUAAAAGAAAUCCGCCUGGUUACUUACAGAAGUGGAGCACCAAAGGGACUUGCUUAUGUUGAAUAUGAGAACGAGGCUGAUGCAGGUCACGCAGUACUGAAGACAGAUGGGCUUCAUAUAGAAGAUCACACCAUCUCUGUGGCCAUAAGCAACCCACCUCAAAGGAAAGUGCCGGUGAAAGAGAGAGAGACAAGCUCAUUUAUUGCUUCUUUGGGCGGAGGGAAGAAAGAAACAACAGAGCGAGGCAAAGCAAGAACACAGCUGUCCAUGGUGCCCAGAGCUCUUCAGUCCUGCGGUGCGCCCAGCAAGCCAGCAGCAGCUGGGAACAAGGCAGACACUUCUGCCAGAGCCCCCAGUGAUAAUCCCGGUGAACAAAAACUCAGUAAUAGUGACUUCAGAAAAAUGCUUCUCAAGAAUUAGGCCUCUUCAUGUGGAAAAAAGUUUUAAAAGUACAGAGAUAGGCCUGGACAGAUAUGGAGGAUAAGGUGUUGUCCAUCCAUCCAUCCGGCC
Messenger RNA from Lingula anatina, 3081 nucleotides. RefSeq names its product spliceosome associated factor 3, U4/U6 recycling protein. Gene Ontology annotation, molecular function: RNA binding; protein binding. The record is from RefSeq and is a predicted model, not a curated record. Gene Ontology annotation, biological process: RNA processing. Lineage: Eukaryota; Metazoa; Brachiopoda; Lingulata; Lingulida; Lingulidae.